Messenger RNA from Lachancea fermentati, 2418 nucleotides. The record is from the annotation of a GenBank genome assembly. NCBI's taxonomy places the organism in Eukaryota, Fungi, Ascomycota, Saccharomycetes, Saccharomycetales, Saccharomycetaceae.
AUGAACAUUCUCAAGUCCGUGCUCUCCAAGGACGCCCCGGUCACUGAAAAGGAGCUUCUCCACUCCGUCCAGUCCGACGGGGACGAAAUCAACGCCAAGGGCGACAACUACGUGCUCACCGAGCGCGGCGCGUCCUCGUCGCAAGACGAACUCGACGCCCACAAGUCUCUAGUGUCGCCCGUCCGCUCUGCCGAAUAUGACCCGCUCGCCGACAAACUAUCCGCGCAGGCGCAGGACGAUGAGUAUGCGGGCAUCACGGUCGAAGACGACUCGCCUUACCCAGAAGUCCGUGCAGCCGUGCCCUCGACCGACGACACCACAUUGCACCAAAACACCGUGCGUAUGUGGACUCUGGGUAUGAUCAUGACCACCAUCGGUUGUGCUCUGAACAUGUUGUUCUCCAUGCACGCGCCCUCCAUCGUGCUUACGACUUUCGUCACGUCCAUCCUGGCUUGGCCGCUAGGUCGUGGCUGGGACUUGAUCUUCCCUAACAAGCCCAUGUUUGGUCGUUUCGGUGGGCCUUCCUGGAACCCAGCACCCUUCAACGUCAAAGAACACGCACUCAUCACCAUCAUGGGUAACGUCGCCUUCGGCGGUGGUAAUGCGUACGCAACCGAUAUCCUGAUGUCAAUGAACAACUUUUACCACGUCAACUUUGGCUGGGGUUUCAAUCUGCUCGCCGUUUGGUCCACUCAAUGUAUCGGUUUCUCUAUGGCCGGUCUUGCCAGAGAUGUGCUUGUCACACCAGCUUCCAUGAUCUGGCCUGCCAAUCUAGUCACUUGUACCUUCCUCACCAACAUGCACAUCAACGAAAACCACGUCGCUAACGGCUGGAAGAUCUCGCGUUUAAAAUUCUUCCUGAUUGUGUUUAUCAUCGGCUUCGUUUACUACUGGUUCCCUGGCUGGAUCUUCCAGGCGUUGUCCUACUUUGCAUGGGUUACUUGGAUCAAGCCCAAGGAUGUGAUCGUCAAUCAAGUCUUUGGUGCCUCCACUGGUCUAGGUCUAAUCCCACUCACUUUUGAUUGGAAUCAAAUCGCCGGUUACGUUGGUUCUCCCUUGAUCCCACCCGUGGGUGUCUUGUUUACCAUCUUGUUCUCUAUGGUAACCAUCUUUUGGGUCAUUGUUCCUGCCAUUCAUUAUUCUAACGUGUGGUACGGUAAGUAUCUACCAAUUUCUGACUCCAGCUCUUAUGACAGGUAUCAGCAGACCUACAAUGUCUCCAGAAUUGUCAAUUCGGACUUGAGCUUCAACAAGGACGCAUACCAAAGUUACUCGCCCUUGUAUUUGUCCGCCACUUUCGCCAUCUCUUACGGAUUGUCCUUUGCGUCCAUGACUGCCACUAUUGUUCACGCUGCUCUUUUCCACGGUAGGGAUAUCUGGAGACAAGUUAGACAUGUUAAAGACGAUGAACCUGAUGUACACGCUAGGUUAAUGGCCCAAUACAAGGACGUACCUCAAUGGUGGUACGGAAUUGUUUUCCUAGUCUUUUUCGGUAUGUCCAUCGCUACUGUGAGAGCCUGGAACACCGAGAUGCCUAUUUUCGCCCUGAUCAUUGCGUUACUUAUUGCCGCUUUCUUCCUAUUGCCCAUCGGUAUUAUCUACGCCUUGACCAACAUUGCAGUCGGUUUGAAUGUCAUCACUGAGUUCAUCAUCGGGUACAUGUUGCCCGGUAAACCCAUUGCCAUGAUGUUCUUCAAGACCUUCGGUUAUAUUACCAACAACCAAGCCAUCACUUUCGCACAAGACAUGAAACUCGGCCAUUACAUGAAGAUCCAACCAAGGGUAAUGUUCUGGGCCCAAUUGAUUGCAACAGUAUGGGGUGGUCUUGUUCAAGUGUGUGUACUAAAAUGGGCCCAAGGCUCUAUUGAAGGCGUGUGUACAAGCACCCAAAAGUCCCACUUCACUUGCCCCGGUGCUCGUGUCUUCUUCAAUGCUUCCAUCAUUUGGGGUGUCAUCGGCCCUGAGAGAAUGUUUUCUCAAGGUCAAAUGUACAACAAGUUGAUGUAUUUCUUCAUUUUGGGAGCCGGAUUACCUGUGGUCAACUGGCUGGUAUUGAAGAAAUGGCCUAAAUCAUUUAUCAAGUACCUAAACUGGCCUGUUUUCUUCUCCGGUACAGGACUGAUUCCACCUGCCACACCUUACAACUAUGGUUCGUACUGUUUUGUCGGUAUUUUCUUCGGAUACUACGUCAAGAAGAGAUGGUUUCAUUGGUGGUCGAAGUACAAUUACUCAUUGUCUGCGGGUCUAGAUAUCUCGCUGGCGUGGUCUUCGCUGAUCAUCUUUUUGACAUUGUCGCUGACAAAUGCCUCUGCUCCUGCUUGGUGGGGUAACGAUGUGAUUAACACCAUCGAUACCAAUGGCGAGGCCAUUCAAGUGGUAUUAGACGAAGGGCAAUCCUUCGGGCUGACUUCCUGGUAG